UGAUUCUAACAGCAGUUGCAAUCCUAUUUACACUAAUUUUGACAUUAGUUGUUGCAUGGUACAUUUUUUGGCUGGGUUCUACAAAGUAUGUUCGACAUAUUUCAGGCCCAAGACCCGUUCCAAUCAUUGGAAAUGCUUUAAGAUUUAAAAAUAAAUCAUGUUUACUUUCGUCUUUUAUAAAAGUCACUAAAGAACAUGGGGCUUUGGUAAAAAUGAUUGUAGGCUGGGAGCCAAGUUUGACUGUUUCAAAUUAUAAAACAUUGGAAAUAAUUUUGAACUCAACAAAAUUAUCGCAUAAAGCCACUCCGUAUCGUUAUUUUCAUAAUUGGUUAGGCCAGGGAUUGUUAACUAGCAGCGGUGAUAAAUGGAGAAAACGCAGGAAAAUUAUUACACCCGCUUACCAUUUUAAAAUAUUAGAACAAUUUGUUAAUGUUUUUGAUAAAGUUAGUGACAUCUUAGUUAACGAAGUUAGGAGGGAAUGUAACAAACAAUCUUUUGAUAUUUACCCGUACAUAACAUUAUGCGCGCUCGAUAUAAUUUGCGAAACUGCAAUGGGAAUAUCUGUUAAUGCACAGGUAAAUAAAAAUUCUGAAUAUGUGCAGAGCGUGAAAAAAAUGUGUAAAAUAGUAAUGGAUAGAACAUUUUCACCGCUUCAGUAUUUUGAUAUACUUUAUAGAUUUACCAAAAACUAUAGAGAUGAAAAACGUUGUUUGAAAGUCUUGAAUGAAUAUAAUUUUGAAAUAAUUAGAAAACGCAGACAGGAAUUAAAAAGUCGAGGAAAUGAGAAAGAAUCUGAAAACUUUGAAAAGAAAAAAGUCGCAUUUUUAGAUAUGCUAUUACAAGCUAAGAUCGAUGAGCAACCUUUAAGCGAUGAAGACAUUCGUGAAGAAGUGGCAACCUUUAUGUUUGAGGGACAUGAUACAACUGCAUCAGCCAUGAGUUUUGCUUUAUUCGAACUUGCUAAAAAUGUGGAGGUACAAAAUAAAGUUUUCGACGAGCAGAAAUGUUUAUUCGCAGAUUUUCCCGAACGAAGUGUAACGUAUAAGGAUCUGAAUGAUAUGAAAUAUUUAGAGUUGGUGUUAAAAGAAACCUUAAGAUUAUAUCCAUCAGUUCCCUUUUAUGCCAGACAAACAAUGGAAGAAAUUAAUCUGACGAACGAUAUUAAGCUACCAAAAGGUUUCAUUAUAAAUAUAUUUGCAUACGGAAUUCAUAGAGAUCCACAGUUUUAUCCGGAUCCAGAUUCAUUUGAUCCGGAACGGUUUUCACAUGACAAUAAUACUGGAAAGUAUCCUUAUAGUUUUAUCCCAUUUAGCGCUGGCUUGAGAAACUGCAUCGGACAAAAGUUUGCAUUGUUGGAAAUGAAAGCAACAAUAUCCAAGUUCAUAAGAAAAUAUGAAUUAUUGCCUAGACAUCCUGAACACCACUUACAGUUGAUAUCUGAAACGAUCCUAAAAUCAGCAAACGGCGUAUACAUUAAACUGAUCGAUCGAAAAUGGCAAUGAUAGACAUAAUAUGAAGAUGUAUAAAUUUAUAUUUUAUAACAAUUAUUUUUUCCUUAUUAGGUUAAACAUAUAGUUGUUAGUUCAUAUUUGUUAGUUGCAUAUGUGUUUAGA
This is a messenger RNA of Nicrophorus vespilloides, 1613 nucleotides long. RefSeq names its product cytochrome P450 4V2-like. The transcript has 5 exons. Gene Ontology annotation, molecular function: heme binding; iron ion binding; monooxygenase activity. Bases 213 to 1502 code for a protein of 429 amino acids. The record is from RefSeq and is a predicted model, not a curated record. NCBI's taxonomy places the organism in Eukaryota, Metazoa, Arthropoda, Insecta, Coleoptera, Silphidae.